CUUGCGUGCGUGCUGGUUACUGGAGACUUGCAUUUGACAAGCACGGACACCGGGAGGGAAACAGGUUAAGGAACACCUGCUUUUUUUCCGGAACCAGAUAACAUUUGUUUGUUUCUUUUACACUGCACUUAAUUACUCGGAUUUUCAAAAAACAUUUUUAACCGAACUUUCAAGAGUCUCUGCGAACUAGACUGCGCGUUUUCUAAUCCCUGUUGAAAACGGAUACAUUUCCAGCAACGUGAUGAAGAACUGAGAUUGAAGUAAGUGAACAAAGCACUUAUGACCAGAAGUAAUCAUUCUAAAGUCUCACAUACGUGUUUUCAACUCAGUCAUAUCCAUGCUAGGUGACAAGCUUGCAUGGCAUGUAUAUUGAGUGAACUCUGCCAGAAGGUUUACCUGUAGGAACAGAAACCCUGAGGGAAAUUUGACAAUACUGUUUGAAGAUUUUAAUCUGGUCGGGUAGAAGUGCCUUGAAUCAAAAUGUCUAAACCUAUGGAUCACGUAAAACGUCCUAUGAAUGCUUUCAUGGUGUGGUCCCGAGCCCAGCGCCGGAAAAUGGCUCAAGAGAAUCCUAAAAUGCACAACUCAGAAAUCAGCAAAAGACUGGGAGCAGAGUGGAAACUUCUCUCCGAGGCGGAAAAAAGGCCGUUUAUUGACGAGGCAAAACGACUGAGAGCCAUGCACAUGAAGGAGCAUCCAGACUACAAAUACAGACCUCGGCGGAAGCCAAAGACGUUAAUGAAAAAAGAUAAGUUUGCUUUCCCGGUACCCUACAGCCUUGGAGAUCACGACGCGUUGAAAGCAAGCAGUUUUCCGACUGGAGCUCUCUCCGAAUCCCUAAUUGGGAAUCCGGAAAAAGCAGCCGCAGCUGCUGCAGCGGCGGCUGCAAGGGUCUUCUUCAACCCUUCUGUGUCUACGAACCCUUAUUCUCUGUUCGACUUUGGGUCGAAGAUGACAGAGAUAUCCCCGCCAUCAUUUCCGUACGCUUCCUCGCUCGGGUAUCCCAGUGGCGCAACUGCCUUCUCCGGAACUGGAACUGUUGGAGGCGGGACGCACACUCACACUCAUUCCCAUCCUUCCCCUGGCAAUCCUGGGUAUAUGAUCCCCUGUAAUUGUACUGGCUGGCCCUCGGCAGGUCUCCAACCUCCUUUGGCUUACAUCUUGCUACCGGGAAUGGGCAAAGCUCCGCUUGAACCUUACCCUGCUUACGCAGCGGCGUUGUGAUACGCAGGGCAGAAGAGUUUUUUUAUGUAUAAAGACUGUACUUCCCGGUUUAAUAGAUUCAUGCACAAGUUUAUACAUGUGAUACGAGUCGACUUAAAUAGGCCUAUCACAUGGGUAUGUAUAUAAGUAAAUGCCUUAAUACAAGGCCAUUUCUAUCAAGAGAAGUCUAAAACAAUAGGCUACAACACAUGACAAACUCGUAUGCCUAUUAUUAUGCCUAAUAUAUGUAGAACUGUACUGUGAAGUUGUUUUUGGAAACCGUUAUCCCCUUACCAUUUUGAAUACUACAAAAGACACCGUCUUGUAUUUCCACCUGUUGCAAGUGCACCUGCUAGGCGGACCUGUUUGAAUCCGCAAACGGUCGUUGGUGGUUGACGAUGUCAAAAAGUGAAUUAUUUGCUAGGGAAAACACUUAAAUAAUUCUAGAUAACUGUUAAAUUAUGUUGGCUAAUGUACUUUACAUUGGGUAUUCAAUCAAUGAAGAAAUUACUCAUCCACCUAAACAAAUAUCAUGCCGAUAUUUGAGCUAAAAAAUGACGUGUAAAUGUGUACAGUUAUAUGACGUUUGCUGUUUAGUUAAUGGUUUAACCUGAAGUUGGCUGGGUUGUUUGUCUAGAAAUCCAGUGUAUAUUUUAAGGUUUCAGUACUGUUUUAUAGAUGUCCGCAAUAUUUAUUGUUUGGAAGCAUCAUGGUG
Megalops cyprinoides (Indo-Pacific tarpon) is the source of this 1918-nucleotide messenger RNA. Its product is annotated as transcription factor Sox-21-B-like. Bases 481 to 1224 code for a protein of 247 amino acids. Lineage: Eukaryota; Metazoa; Chordata; Actinopteri; Elopiformes; Megalopidae. The transcript has a single exon. The record is from RefSeq and is a predicted model, not a curated record. Gene Ontology annotation, molecular function: DNA-binding transcription factor activity, RNA polymerase II-specific; RNA polymerase II cis-regulatory region sequence-specific DNA binding. Gene Ontology annotation, biological process: regulation of DNA-templated transcription; anatomical structure morphogenesis; cell differentiation.